Messenger RNA from Protopterus annectens (West African lungfish), 6063 nucleotides. RefSeq names its product synaptopodin 2 (gene SYNPO2). NCBI's taxonomy places the organism in Eukaryota, Metazoa, Chordata, Ceratodontiformes, Protopteridae. Gene Ontology annotation, molecular function: actin binding. Gene Ontology annotation, cellular component: nucleus; actin cytoskeleton; Z disc. The record is from RefSeq and is a predicted model, not a curated record. Gene Ontology annotation, biological process: positive regulation of actin filament bundle assembly. The transcript is spliced from 5 exons. The coding region runs from base 130 to 4017 and encodes 1295 amino acids.
AUCUUCCCUGUUCCAGCGAGGAGCGGUGUGCCUGUAGCUCACAGGGGCGCAGAUGGACGCCCCACAAGCUUAAUUUCCUCAUUUGUUGGACCAGUGCAGCUGUUUGUGUGAAAACAAGAGCACGUUAAGAUGGGCGUUGGGGAUUACUUCUGCGUGACACUGAGUGGAGGGGCACCAUGGGGCUUCAGGCUGCAAGGUGGGAAGGAUCUGAAACAGCCUGUACAAAUCUCCAGGGUUCGAAAAAAAAGCAAAGCUUGUCGAGCUGGACUGCGUGAGGGAGAUGAGGUGGUGGCCAUUAAUGGUGAACCGUGUUGUGAUUUUACACACUCCGAGGUCAUAAGCAUUAUAGAUGAUGUGAAAGAUAAUCUCCAACUACUCAUCAAAAGGCUGUCAAAUGAUGUAGAUGAAACGGUGAAACCAGAACCAGAAGAAGAAGCAGUAGGUGUAGAGGUGUCUGAUGAGCUGCAGAGUGCAGACCACCUGGAGAGCACCACCCUGGAAAUUAGACCACCUGUUAAGCAGGUAGAGACAGAACUUUUUAUUUCGGAGUCACAGGAUGAAGCAUACUAUGCAGAGAUCGAGAUUAACACAGAUGCAGUUGGAGUCCAUCAUCAGAAGCCCAGCAGCCUUUUUGGGAGUUUGUCUCCAGAAAAGAGAGUCAGUCCACAACAGCAGUUUCAAGAAGAGGCUUCAUUUGAAAGCUUCACAGAAGGAAUCAGAAAAGGGGAUACAGUUGAGUUGCAAGUGUCUCUCUCUCAUGACAAGGCAGUGAGCCCUGAAGCAUCUGCUUCCUUAGUUUUAGAAGCUGAAAGAAACAGUUCUUUUAGAGAAGAGCCUGGGUUCCAGUGCAAUGAAGUUGUUCAGGAGCAAACACCAGACACUUCCCUGUGUUCUAGAGCUGAGGCUGUCCAGCAAUCAACCAAAGUUAUCCAAAUCAGUAAUAGCAAACAGAGCUUCAUAAUUCAUAGCAUAAAUAACGAGGACACCUCUCUACCCAAAGUGGAGGUUAUACUGGACUUCUCCAACAAACAGAAGGAAACCUCCAGAGCUGACACAGAAAGUGGGUGUGACAAAUCCCUUGAAGAAGGAGGGCAGACAGAGGCUGCUCCUCCCACAGCCUCCUUUGGAGUCUCAUCAGAAUGCACAGAGCAGGGAGAAGACGAGCAGCUCUUAGAAAAGGAUCACAUCCGACCCCACAGGCACAGGGCAAGGCACUCCAGACUCAGACGCAGUCAGAGUCUGUCCGAGAAACAAGUGAAAGAAGCCAAAACAAAAUGCAAAAGCAUUGCCCUGCUGCUGACACAGGCAAAUAAUCCCAACUCCAAGGGGGUGUUGAUGUUUAAGAAGCGUCGCCAAAGAGCAAAGAAGUAUACGUUGGUCAGCUACGGAACCGGAGAACUUGAACCCGAAGAGGAAGACGGCGACGAAGAGAAUACCUUUGAAGUGACUUUACUUGGAACAAGCGAUUCAGAAUUAGACGAAGAUUUCUUUUCUAAUGGUGAGAACGAUACCCAAGUUGUAACAUUUGAUUGGGAUUUAGGAUUCAUGAAAGUUGAAAACAAGACAAAAAGUGAGGACGAUAUGCAAACCUUGCAAGAGACCAAGGGCAAAGGAGCACUGCUGUUUGCUAAAAGGAGGCAAAGGAUAGAGCAACUUGCAGCAGAGCAAGAAGAAACAAGAAGAUGCGUAGUUGAGAGGGAUGAACCAAGAGAAGCUGACACAGCAGAAAGCAUGAAAGUGCAAAGUUCUUUUCAAGUAGCAAAUAGUUACAGCUCAGAAUCAGCAAUUAGGUCUCACGCCUACAUUGAUGUAGGUCAGCAACAAGGUUAUGUUUCUGGGAUUCAAAAUGGAAUUGCUGGGAACUCAGAGACUAUUGCUGACUGCACAUUUCAGUCCACAGACAGCCAGAAGUCUACAGUGUUGAACCGAAUGGCUAGGCCAUUUUUUGGAGUACAAAACCAAACAGCAGCACCAUUUUCACCAACUCAAAAUGUAACCAUUCCACAUUCAGACCUUCCUGCUCCUCAUGUUUACUCACCUGUUAAACCUUCAGUUGAUGCUGUUUAUAGAGUUGCAUCACCUCCAAACCAAUCUCAGCCAGCUGUAUGGUCACCAGGAGGAGUAGUAGAACAGAUAGCAUCCAGAGACGAGCGAAUCUCUGUUCCUGCUAAAAGAACUGGAAUUCUGCAGGAUGCUAAAAGAAGAAGUACAAAGCCAAUGUUUACCUUUAAAGAACCACCAAAGGUAGCCCCAAAUCCUGAUUUAUUGUCUUUGGUGCAAAAUAAAGAAAUUAAACGUGGCCAGCCUGGUGCUGGUGGUUUUGAGUCAGGCCCUGAAGAAGACUAUCUUAGUUUAGGAGCUGAGGCUUGUAAUUUCAUGCAGAAGCCAGCAGCAAAACAAAAGACUCCUCCUCCUGUUGCUCCAAAGCCAUCAGUUAAAACAUCUCCCACAGGAAUGAGUCCACAGUCCCCACCCUGGUCACCUUCAGCUGAUCUCCCUGUCCAGACUCCUACUUUUUCAUCUAAACUCACUUCUCAAGAGCCAGUUCCUGGAAAAGUUUAUUCAGGCCAGACUGCAAACUCCUGGCAGCCACCUUCAAGUGCUCCUCACCAAGCUAGUGUUAUUACAGGGCCUCAGGCACUGUCAUCAGGCCAGGCAUAUAUCUACAAAACACCACCUACAGCUCCAGUUUUGAACACAGCUCCUGCGGGAGGAAUAGGACCCGCAUAUGAGAUGCCUGCAUUAAAGGGCAAGGGAGCUGAAUUAUUUGCAAAGAGACAGUCUCGAAUGGAAAAAUUUGUUGUAGAUUCUUCUACUGUGCAGAGCAAUAAACCACGCAGUCCAUCUCCAACAGCAUCCCUACCACCUUCUUGGAAGUAUUCACCCAAUGUCAGAGCACCUCCACCUGUAUCUUAUAACCCAAUUCAUUCACCAUUCUACCCGCUAGCAGCAACAAAACAACAUGCUAAGUCUUCACCAUCUGGUACCAAGGCCAAAGGUGCCAAAGGAAAAGGACCUAGCAAAGCUCUCCAUGCUUUGGAUGUUAUGAAGUAUCAACCAUAUCAGCUUAGCUCAUCAUUGUUUACCUAUCAGCCUAUAAGUGACACCGAUGUGCCUUCACCUAAGGGAGCACACCUUCCGAAGCAACCUGUAAAAUCUGACCCCGUACCUCCUGUGAAACCAGCUCAACCUUCUCGACAAGUCAAUACUAAUCAUCCAGGCAUGUUUGAAGGUCAGUCACUUCCUACAGGACCAGCCUAUAGGCAGUCUUCAGUGGCACCCCCUGUAAGGGAUGCUUUAUAUCCAUCAUAUAUAGAUGCUACUUCGGAUGAAUCCUACGUAGUUCAGAGCCAACCUCCAUUUUCCCAGCAGGAACCUGUUAUCUCUUCUUUGAUUACAACUCCAAAACCGAAGUUCUCAGCCAGGAAGGCUGGUGUCUCAGCCCAGGUACAGCAAAAUGUUAAUUACUCUACACCUUCCCAGACAAUGUGUGUUUACCAGACCCUACCUUUUACACCGUCUGCAACAUUUCAGCCAUUGAGGAGAGAGACAGAAACAUCAACCCUUCUGCCACAUAAGAGUACCAAACCACUGACUCCAUGGGAAGCAGCAUCAAGAUCGCCUCUUGGUCUAGUUGAUGAAGCUUUUGAAGCCAGAAAUAUUCAAGAAACCAUUGCAGCAAAUGUGGUUUCAGCAGCUCGUAGAAAAACAUUGCCAGAACCACCAAAUGAGUGGACAGAGAGAGUGUCCUACACACCUCCAACAGGAACCGGUUUUUCUACCCAGAGUUUGUUAAUGGCAAGACAACAGCCUAGCCUUAUGUCCCCAGCAAAGAGCACAGUAUCUGCUCCAGGUUCAGUACAGCAGAGUGGCCUUUAUGCAAAGUGGCCACUUUACUCACACCGAGCCAUGACAGAACCAGAUAUGGUGUCACUGGGUUCAGGAUCAGAUCACAGUAGUUCAAAGCCUGAUCGAAACUACAAUCCAUACCCUAGGGGGUGGAGACGACAGACAUGAAGCUAUCUUUUCACAAGCAUAUUUGCUGCUUUCUUGUUGCCUCAAUUUUCAUACUUGUGCCAUGAAUCAAAACAGAGUUGUGUUGUACUGAAAUUUCUUCUUAAUCUGUAACAAUUUAAGAACAACCAGCUGGGCCUUAAUGUCUGAAUGUUUAAUGUUGUGUGUGCGUUUUGCUCUGUCUACCCUCCUUCUCUCUGCAGUCACUUUGAGUUUCAAAUAAACAGCAUUAAAAAGGGAAGUAAAAAUGAUGACAGCCACAUAAACUCACCCUGGAGGCAGAUAAGUAUCAUAAAGUGCCAAGUUUCAUUACGAUUUACACUAUUUUUUAUUUUUUAUUUUACAUUUGUUAACUAGGGGUGUCUGAGCCGAAAAGGUCCUUUUUCAGCAGAGGCCCGGGGAGAAAAGCAACACAUAGAAAGAUUACAGAUACAUUUACAUAUUUAGACAUGAUCAGUACACACACAUAUUACAAUUGAUAUGUUUUUACAGUGGUAUGUAGCACAUCAACAGUUACAGUGGAGAGAACAAACAAGAAAAUAUGAAUUUAAAAAUAAAGGCAAUUAAUAGAUUUGUGGUGUAGAGCUGAAAUUUGGAACAUAGGUAGAAUACAUACAUAGUACACAGGUACUAAGCAACAAAUAUAUGAUGCAACCGAAAUAAGAAAGCAUGGCAUGAACUUAAUGUUUACACUAAGUUCUGCAUAACUUGAUGAAACUAAUUUUGCCAGAAAUCACACAAUAUUUUUAUAUAUGUGUCAAGUUAUUUUAUACUUCCUCAUAAUGCAGAGCUAGUGCUACCCUACAGCAAAGGCAGUGUACAGCAGAGUGUAGCUUAUGAGAGUCUGAAUCCAAAAGGUGAUAUUUUGGACUCAGUUUGAUAUUACUUGUACAGUAAUAUACAUUAUUCUUUUGCAUUUGCACUGCUAUCUAUGCUUUGAGUCAGCAUUGGAAUGAAUUAUUGUUUUGUUCAAAUUUCUAAAUGUAACUCACAAUGUACCUUAAGACCAAGGACACCACAUCUUUUAGCUCAUAUAGUUCUUGUUCUCUGUCUUUUGUUGUAUAACUCAGUAGCAAAGUCUGUACAGAAAAUAGAAGCUAUAUUUUUGUCUUGUGUAUGUAUGUAUGAAUGCAGUCUACACACUGGCAAGUACAACAUAAAACACACACACCCCCCCCCCCCACACACACACACACACACACACACACACACACACACACACACACACACACACACAAACACAAACACACACGCACAUAUAUGCUGUUUUUGUAUUUUUUCCACUCGUCCUCCAUUUAAGUCUACACAUUUUAUUAUUUGCAGGACAUUACAUGCCUUUCAAAAGUAUAAUCCCAUUGCAUUUUGACAUGAAGUUCCAGGUUGCUACUGGGAGACCUGAAUUUGAUUGAUGGCAUAACGGCAAUCAUUCUUGGAAAUCCAGCGGUAGUGUAGUUCUCUGCUGUUGGACCACACACUGCAUUUAGUAUGCUAGGAGAUAGAGAGUACUAUAUAAGAAGAAACUUGCAGUGGCAAUGAAAACUGUAAAAUAGAUGUGGACUAUGAAAAGGAAAUGCUACCUAUUAAAGACUUUUACUGACAUUUGUCACAUAUCUUAAAAAUAAACAUGGACUAUCCAAAGAGUAUGCUACACACCAGAUUUUUUUACAGAUCCCUUUCACAUAUCAAUUAUGUAGCACACAUAGCAGCAGCGAAUUUGAAAAGUGAUAAACACAGGACUGCCAUCUGAAUCUAGCUAACUCUUUAUAACCUAGUGACACCCCCAGGCGUUUCUGCAGUUACACACUACUGACCCUUCUAGGCUCAAAUAUUGCCUGUUCAUAUUUGCAUUAAUAAUUCCAAAAUCGUGCUACAUACAAGGUAUAAGAUUUCACCUUAAAGUUUACAUGAUAGCAAACACAACCACAUUGAUAUACGGCCUCUGUCUAGUGUAGCUAAAAAGAUAUUGAAUAUUAUUUUAUACUAUUUAAUUCUGUUGUAAUAAUUUUCACAUUUUUGAAAUAUUUCAGUGAUAAAAUGACACAGACAGAA